Messenger RNA from Entamoeba invadens IP1, 411 nucleotides. Its product is annotated as zinc finger protein, putative. NCBI's taxonomy places the organism in Eukaryota, Evosea, Mastigamoebida, Endamoebidae. The record is from RefSeq and is a predicted model, not a curated record. The transcript has a single exon. The annotation marks the transcript as partial. Gene Ontology annotation, molecular function: metal ion binding.
CCCCCAUCACACUUCUCUCCUCUUUUUAAGGUCGAAUACCUCUUCGAAAUCUCUUUGGACGUUGUUGCAGAAACGGGAACACAAAGUCCAUUCAGAAAUGUAGUUAGAGUCAAUGUCUUAGCUCCACCUUCAUUGUGUGGCGCAACGUCUUUUAUGCCACUCGUCGCUUAUGACUUUGUUGCCCCGUCAGAAGUCAUUUUGAGACCAUUUUGGAUCGAAGAUAAAUCGACGGAUGUGUGUGGAAUUUGUAAAGCAUCGUUCGGUUUAAUAACAAGAAAACACCACUGCAGAAGAUGUGGGAAAGUGUUCUGUUCAUCGUGUUGUGUCGACUUUGUUUUGAUGAAGGAUUUGGGUUUCGACAAACCAGAGAGAGUGUGUAAAAAGUGUAAAGCCGAACUCGACAAGAAAUAA